AUGCCCGCCUCCAUCGCCACUUCCUUUUGCACCAUCUCGGGAUUCAGUAUCUUCUCUAUAAUGGCUAGCGCUCUGGAAACUCUUUGCGGCCAAGCCUAUGGAGCCAAGCAAUACCACACUCUGGGAAUUCUUCUUGAUCUCGCUACCAUUUGCUCUUUUGUUCAACAAUGUGGAACCCUCAAGGCCGGGAUCUACGCCCGUUAUUUGAUCCCGGGAUUGCUAUCCUAUGCUUUGAUCCAGCCACUCAUGAGAUUUCUCCAGAUCCAUAUCUGCGUGGUUCCAAUGCUGCUCUACUGGAUCAUGAUCCACAAGCUGAAGCUGGGAAUUGGACUCAGCAUUUCCUACUAG
Molecule: messenger RNA, 348 nt
Organism: Selaginella moellendorffii
Lineage: Eukaryota; Viridiplantae; Streptophyta; Lycopodiopsida; Selaginellales; Selaginellaceae
Product: protein DETOXIFICATION 14-like
Exons: 3
Coding region: 1-348 (115 amino acids)
Biological process (GO): transmembrane transport
Cellular component (GO): membrane
Molecular function (GO): xenobiotic transmembrane transporter activity; antiporter activity
Source: RefSeq, a predicted model, not a curated record